This is a messenger RNA of Colletotrichum siamense, 1284 nucleotides long. RefSeq names its product Zinc-regulated transporter 2 (gene ZRT2-3). Lineage: Eukaryota; Fungi; Ascomycota; Sordariomycetes; Glomerellales; Glomerellaceae. The record is from RefSeq and is a predicted model, not a curated record. Bases 1 to 1284 code for a protein of 427 amino acids. Gene Ontology annotation, molecular function: zinc ion transmembrane transporter activity. Gene Ontology annotation, biological process: zinc ion transmembrane transport. Gene Ontology annotation, cellular component: plasma membrane. The transcript has 6 exons.
AUGGACGGUAUGAAGGAGCCCAAGCCGCAAUGCGGCGGCAAGAAGGGCGGAACCAGCGAGUACGAUGUCGGUCUGCACGUCGCCGGUCUUUUCUUGGUUUUGGGAUUUUCAAUCUUUGGAGCUGGAUUCCCCGUGAUGGCCAAGAAGGUCAAGUGGUUGAAGGUCCCUCCCAAGGUCUUUUUCGCAUGCAAGCAUUUCGGUACGGGCGUGCUGAUCGCAACGGCAUUUGUCCAUCUGCUUCCCACCGCCUUUGGCAAUCUCAUGAACCCGUGUCUGCCGGACCUGUUCACCGAUGAUUACCCUCCCCUACCCGGCGCCAUCAUGAUGGGUUCCAUGUUCAUUCUCUUCACCAUCGAGAUGUGGAUCAACUCCAAGGUUGGAGGGCACUCGCACGGCGGCCCAACAGGCGAUGUCAUGCAUGGGUCGCAUUCUCAUGGUGCGCACGAUCAUGCCGUGGGAAUGCCUUCUAGACCGCCGCGUUAUGGACGCAACAGCUUCGAUGCCGAGGCCGACAGCAUCGACUUUGAGAAGAAGGUUGCCCAGCGCGCCUACGACGAGAAGUUCCCGUCGUACCAGGAGAGCACCUAUGGCGCGCCCCCGCCAUCCAACUUGGCCGAUUCCGAUAUGCCACCCUGGUUCGUUGUCUUUUACGAGCAAUAUGUGCGCCAGCGCAUGGAGAUGAUGAACAUGAUCCGAUCAACCCAGGAGAAGCAGGUUUCGCAGGUCGCUGUGCAGGAGGUCAAGCAGGAAGAUCCGUUCUAUGACGAGGAGGGGCAGGCCGUUGACCCCGCUGUGUAUCGCAAGAUGUCGCUCAACAUCACCAUGCUUGAGGGUGGUAUUCUGUUUCACUCGGUGUUUGUCGGCAUGACCAUUUCCAUUACCAUUGACGGCUUCAUCAUCCUUCUCGUCGCCAUUCUUUUCCACCAAAUGUUCGAAGGUCUUGGUCUCGGUUCUCGUAUUGCUGCUGUUCCCUACCCCAAGGGCAGCAUCCGUCCGUGGGUCCUGGUCGUUGCUUUCGGUACCACCGCUCCCAUCGGACAGGCCAUCGGUCUCGCCACCCGCAACACAUACGACCCCGACAGUGCCUUUGGUCUCAUCAUUGUUGGUGUCUUCAACGCCAUUUCUUCCGGACUUUUGCUUUACGCUGCCUUGGUGGACCUCUUGGCUGAGGAUUUCCUCUCUGAAGAGGCCAACCGCAUCCUCACCAAGAAGGACAAGAUCACCGCGUUCUGCUACGUUCUCGCCGGAGCCGCUGGCAUGUCAAUCGUCGGUAUCUUCGCCUAA